AUGUUUCUCAUUCUUCUCUUUCCAAACUGCAACCGGGAUAUAAUAUCUUUCUGUCUUUUCAUUUUUUUUUUCAUUGAUUCUUUCUUUCUUUCUUUUUAUUUCUUUCUGUCUUUACUUUUUCGUAGCUUUCUUUCUUCUUUUCAUUUCUUUCUUAUUACUUUCCUUUCUUUCUCUCUCUCUUUCUUUGUUUCUUUUUCUUUUUCUUUCUUUCUGUCUUUUCAUUUCUUUCUUUCAUUGAUUCUUUCUUUCUUUCUUUUUAUUUCCUUCUGUCUUUACUUUUUCGUAGCUUUCUUUCUUCUUUUCAUUCCUUUCUUAUUACUUUCCUUUCUUUCUCUCUUUCUUUAUUUUUCUUUCUUUCUGUUUUUUGAUUUCUUUCUUUCAUUGAUUCUUUCUUUCUUUCUUUCAUCUUUAUUUUUUAUUGCUCUAAAUAUUUUCACUUCUUCCUUUCUUCUUUAUAUGUCUUUCUUUCUUCUGUUCAUUUAUUUCUUCUUUUAUCUUUCUUUUCAUUUCUUUCAUUCUUUCUUUUUUCUUUCUUUCUUUUCAUUUCUUUCUUUCUUUUCCUUUCUUUCAUUUUUUCUUUUUCCUUUUAAUUUCUUUCACUAUUUCUUUUUCUAUCUGUUUCUUUUUCUUUCUUUCUUUCUUUCUUUCUUUCUUUCUUUCUUUCUUUCUUUCUUUCUUUCUUUCUAUUUCAUUCUUCUUUCUUUUCCCACUGCAACCCUAGUUGACAUUUCUUUAUUUUUCUUUUUUCUUUCUUUUUGCAUUUCGUUCUUUUUUUCUUUCUACUUUUUUUUGGUUUCGUUUCUUCCUUUUUCCGUUUCUUUCUUUCUUUCUUUCUUUCUUUCUUUCUUUCUUUCUCAUUUCGUUCUUUCUAAUUUCUUUCUUUUUCUUUCUUUCUUUCUUUCUUUCUUUCUUUCUCAUUUCGUUCUUUCUAAUUUCGUUCUUUCUUUCUUUUUUAUUUCUUCCUUGUUAGUUUCUUUCUUUCUUUUCUUUCUUUCUUUUCUUUCUUUCUUUUCAUUUCUUUCUUUUUUUCUUUUCUUUCUUUUCUUUUCUUUCUUUUUUCUCAUUUCGUUCUUUCUAAUUUCGUUCUUUCUUUCUUUUUUUUAUUUCUUCCUUGUUAGUUUCUUUUUCUUUCUUUCUUUCUUUUUUCUUUCUUUCUCAUUUCUUUUUUUUCUUUCUUUUCUUUCUUUCUUUCUUUCUUUCUCAUUUCGUUUUUCUAAUUUCGUUCUUUUUUUUUUUUUUAUUUCUUCCUUGUUAGUUUCUUUCUUUCUUUCUUUCUUUCUUUCUUUCUUUCUUUCUUUCUUUCUUCCACUUUCUUGGACUUUUUCUUUAGUUUUUCUUUCUUUCUUAUUUCUUUUUCUUUAUUUAUUUCUCUCAGUCUUUCCUUCGUUUCGUUUCAUUUCUUUCUUUCUUCCGUUUCCUUUCUUUCUUUCUUUUUCAUUCUUCUUUCUUUUCUUUCUUUCUGUCUUUCUUUUCGCGUUUUUUCUUUGUUUUUCUUUCUUUAUUACUCACAGUAUUUCUUUCUUUUUAAUUUUCUUUACUCUUUCUAUCUUUCUUUCUUUCUUUCUUUCUUUCUUUCUUUCUUUCUUUCUUCCCUCCUAUUUUAUUUUUUCUUCAUUUCUUUCUUUCUUUACUUCGUUUCGUUUCGUUUCAAUUCUUUCUUUCUUUCUUUCUUUCUUUCUUUCUUUCUUUCUUUUUUAA
Messenger RNA from Acanthosepion pharaonis, 1698 nucleotides. The record is from the annotation of a GenBank genome assembly. Lineage: Eukaryota; Metazoa; Mollusca; Cephalopoda; Sepiida; Sepiidae.